GGCAGUGGAUAGUUUCUGUGAACUAAUGUUGAAGAUGGCUAAAUCUUUAAGCUACAAAUUCACGGUUAGCAAACAUAAUGAGGACGUAUAGUGAGGAAAAUUUGCACGUUUACCAUGUACAAGAUGCUCUCAAAAUGUUUUAUAUAUAUAUUAUGAAUGAUAUUAAACGCCGUUUCAUGAAGAUUCUGUCUCUGAGUUGAAGUAGCCUGGGCCCGCCCAUCCUAAGCGUGAUGCAACACGAGGGCCUGUUGCGAGCUUAGUCUGGCCAGGCAAGCUAUCUACAGCUCUUCCAAGCUCCGGAAAAAUCGGGAGCCAAUCAACUUUGAGCAUCUCCAACGGCCCUGGGUAGAGGCGUGUUCAAGGCAGUGACGUAGUAGAACAGCGACCGGAAGCCAUAGAUUGUUUACAGAAUCAUGCUGUAUUGAAAGCAUUCAACGGGAAGUUCUCAUUGAAAACGGAGCAAAGAGCAGCCCUGGAGGUAUUUAUUGAAAGGAAGGACGUUUUCGCCUUGCUCCCGACCGGCUUCGUUUCUCUGAUGCCAUCAUGGAAGGAGGUCAUUAUGUCACCAUUCAUGGCCUAAACAUUACCCACAGUCCUCCUCUGUCAGUGCCAGUCAUGUCCAUCGGCAGACUGUUCCCGGCGCUGCUCGGGUGUUUCAGUAUCAUCCUGUGUGGCUACGUGGCAGGCCGCGGUGAGAUCAUCGGCGUGGGACAGACCCAGAGCCUGGGCAGCUUCGUGUCAUGCUUUGCGCUUCCGGCGCUGCUCUUUAGGAACAUGGUGCAGCUCCAGUUCAGCAACGUGGUGUGGUCGUUCCUGUGGAGCGUCCUGAUCGCCAAGGUGUGCGUGUUUGCGCUGGUGUGUGUCCUCACGCUGCUGGUGGCGAGUCCGGAGGGUAGGUUUGGGAAAGCGGGGCUGUUUGCCAUCUUCGCCACGCAGAGUAAUGACUUUGCACUGGGAUAUCCGAUAGUGGACGCUCUGUACCACAGUUCUCACCCUGACUACACACAGUACCUGUAUUUGGUGGCUCCGGUGUCUCUGAUGCUGCUGAAUCCGGUGGGCUUUGCUCUGUGUGAGCUCCAGCGUUGGAGGCAAAGCCCUGAUCACAGCCACAGCAAGCUGCACGUCGUCUCGACUGUCCUUCUGCGUGUGUUUAAGAAUCCGAUCGUGUUCAUGGUCCUGAUCGGGAUUGUGUCUCAGUUCCUGUUCGGGGGGCGUGUCCCUCUGUUGCUAGGGGAGUUUGUGGAUGGAUUGGCAGACUCGUUCGGAGGGGCAGCGCUCUUUUACCUGGGCUUGACGAUGGUGGGCCAGAUGGGUAGAGUUACCCGUUCAACAGGGGUCACUCUUAUUUUACUCCUCACGGCUAAACUUCUCUUGAUGCCGUUGAUAUGUAAAGACAUGCUGGAGCUCUUGGAUGCAGCCAACUCCAGUUCAGUGAACCACACUAGUCUGUCGGACUACGCCUUCCUGUACGGCGUCUUCCCCACUGCACCCAGCGUGGCCAUUUAUGCCGCUCAGUACAACAUGCAGCUGGAGGUGGUGACCUCCGGUAUGGUUCUCAGCAUGUUACUGUCCGCACCCAUCAUGUACCUGUCAGCUUGGUUACUCUCCAUCCCCUGGAUGGAGGCAACGCACCUGAUCUUUGAGCUACAGGAGGUCAGCUUUAACACCAGCAUCAUCAGCAUCAUCACACUGGUGUGGACCGUUGCCGUCAUGGUGCUCAGCAAGAAAUUCAAGAGGUUUCCUCAUAUGUUCACAACAAACCUUUUCCUCGCUCAGCUCUUGGUGUGUGUGUCAGUGAGCUUGUGGAAGUUUGUGGUUCAGCAAGACAAUGUUCUGGGACGGAUCCUCAUUUUCACACUCCUCUAUGGAGCUCUGUAUAGCACCUAUGUUUGGACGGGUUUGAUAGCGUUCUCUCUCACCCUGCUGAAGAAGAACGAACAGCUCAAAGUUCCACCCGUUGUCUUCAUCGCCCUCGGCUGGGGACUGCCGUUUCUGAUUGUGGGCUUGUUGCUUGCGGUUGGUGAGAGAGUGAGCGACACCACUGAUGCCACUUUCUUCUACGGCAAGUGGCAGAUCAUCAUCAGCGUGGUGGUUUUGAGCUGUAGCAUCCUUCUUGGCGGCGCGUCUCUGGUGGGUCUCAGUCAGGGAUCUCAGGAGGAGCAGAAUUACCACAUCCUGGAGCAGAGCUCAAUGUUGGGCACCACAGAAGACGUCAGAAUCCCGGCUCAACCCGAGGAUCACGGCUCAGCAGAGUUCACGCCGUCACACAGCAGUACGAACAGAGGUGUAGCACUGAAUGAAGCAUCCACGUGUGCACAUGUGCAGGAAGAGAGACAGGUGGCACGACAUGUGCUGCUCUGUCUGCUGCUCAUUGUCAGCCUACUCGCAAACCUGUCCAGCUGCCUCUGGUGGCUUUUAAACAGCGAUCCUGGACGGCUUUAUCUCGAGCUGCAGUUCUUCUGCGCUGUGGCCAAUUAUGGACAGGGUUUAAUAUCUUUCGGGAUAUUCGGGCUGGAUGAGCAUCUCAUUAUUUUACCGUUUAAAAAGAAGCUGGCAGCACUGUUGGGUGGAAGACAGGAAACCAGUCGAGCUCCAUCCACCGUUCCUGAAGAGAUACGGCUGACUUGCACGCAGUUUGUCCACUACCGUAAAAAUCAGUGUGUGCAUGGCAUUGUACACAAGAGAAGUGGAUCAGCUGACUCUUCCUCAGGAUCAGUGGGUGAAUCCUUGCUUUGAUUGACAGGUGUGCUACUGAUUGCUUCCUGAACAGUGAGCUUGUUAGUUGACUACUGCGCCUAGGUGUGGUCAGAGACAGAGGUACUGCCUCUUUCUACAGAGGACUUUCACUGACGUCAUGGGUUUUUGUUUAUGUACCGGGCAAACAAAGAAUCAUAGCUGGGCCAUUCUCAGAAAAUUUGACAUUCAGUUUUUAAUGUGAAGUUUGUUUUUUCUCUAAAACCAUUAAUCCUGGUCCUCUAUUAUACAUUUAUUUUCAUAAAUAAUUUAACAGAGCAGUAAAAAAAAAAAUAUUGAGACAACUUGUCUGCAUUUGCAAAAAUUUUAUUUAGCCUAAAUAUACCAAAAUGUCAUUACCGCCACGUGUCUAAAUGAGGAUUAGUGAAUUCUGAAUGAAAAUAAUUCCUUUGUUUUGAAUUGUAUUUUCACUUUUCUUUCUGAAAUAUUACCUCUAUACCUUCACUUUUUAUUGUGGGAAAUAUCAUAAUCUUUGCUUCAAUGGUUUUUGGUGUAUAGCUUAAAAUAUAUGCGCAAGAAUGUGUACUUUCUUGAUGCCUUUACCGUUACCCAAAUGGUAAACUCAUGCUGUAACUCAGGGCUUUGACAAUAGAGGGCAGUGCAGCUACAUGAGGAAGGACCACGAUGUUGAGCAGCCAUUUUGAAAAAAAAAAAUCACUGGUGCAUGAAUGUUGGAAUCCAGGAAACUGAUUGGGUAAAUAUGAAAUUUUGAGAUAUCAGGGAAAUUAACCGUCUUUGCCGUUACCCUCAAAUGAUAAAGAUAAUGAUGCUGCAUGUUGAAAAAGUUUAGUUAGCCAAGUAGCAAGUUAGGUUGGGAUAAUAAAUGCAUAAUUUAUAUUUUAUUUUUGCACUCAGUGACCCAAAAAUGCCAUCAGAUGUCUUUACCGUUAUCCAGUGUUGUCUUUACCGUUACUCUAUAGGGUAAUGGUAAAGAUAACAAUUGGGCAUUAUUUUUUUCAUGAUGAUGAUGAUAUCUCUUGCUUUGUGAAUUCAUGAAAUAUGCUUUUUUUUUGGUCUAUUAAAUAUAUUUACAGGGAUUAUAACUAAAAUUAGUCUAUACAAUUUUUUUUUUUUAAACGUCUUUACCGUUUGUAACAGUUCGUGUGGGUGGAGCACAGAAAGACGGCAGGCCAGAAUUAAGUUCCACAAACUCUUUAUUUUUAGUCUUUUCAGACGUUCUACUCUCUAGUCAUGCACGCACGCGCGCGCACACACACCAGUCGUCUGGUUGGGGAGAGAGCUUCCUUCCUCUGCUCUCUCUCUCUCUUCAUAUAGGGUGUGGUCACUGGGGAAGACACACAAACACAGAUUAACCAACAUCAGGUGCAGUGAUUCUGCCACUUACCUUCCCUGACUCCGCCCUCCGGUCACAGACCGACGCUUGACCACGCCCCCGCUGCCACACCAUUUUUCAUCACAUUUUCUGAGAAUGGCCCAGCUGCGACAGGUAAUGAAGAAAAUCGAGACGACUGCAGUCAGGACAAUCUCUCUGAAACAACAAAAAAAAUCAUUUUAUACCAGCAGAUCAUGUUACAUUAAAAAGCAGAAACAUGUAGGCGUCACAGAUCCAUUUAUAAUUUAUCCACAAAUAUAUUUAUUCUGCCCACUACGCUCUCGUGCUCUGUGUGUGUGUGUGUGUGUGUGUGUGUGCGUGCAUGCGCGGGGUUUAAAUGCAGAGGAGGAAUGUGACAAAAAUAAAGGUUGUUUCUUCUUAAUUGACCCAUGAAUGCAUUUAUUCCGAUUGAAAAGUGUUUGGCAAACCAGCUACCGGAUUUGGGAUACUACAAUAUCCUUAACUAUUUGGGAUUUCUAAAUACACCAGAGAUACUAAAGGCUUACAAAGUAUACAGUGCUGAGCGUAAAUGAGUACA
This is a messenger RNA of Neoarius graeffei (lesser salmon catfish), 4625 nucleotides long. RefSeq names its product G protein-coupled receptor 155b (gene gpr155b). Gene Ontology annotation, cellular component: membrane. Gene Ontology annotation, biological process: transmembrane transport. Bases 544 to 2736 code for a protein of 730 amino acids. NCBI's taxonomy places the organism in Eukaryota, Metazoa, Chordata, Actinopteri, Siluriformes, Ariidae. The record is from RefSeq and is a predicted model, not a curated record. The transcript has 17 exons.